Molecule: messenger RNA, 1859 nt
Organism: Sabethes cyaneus
Lineage: Eukaryota; Metazoa; Arthropoda; Insecta; Diptera; Culicidae
Product: triokinase/FMN cyclase-like
Exons: 1
Coding region: 45-1790 (581 amino acids)
Biological process (GO): glycerol catabolic process
Cellular component (GO): cytosol
Molecular function (GO): glycerone kinase activity
Source: RefSeq, a predicted model, not a curated record
GUAAUCCACCACUUGUUGAUUUCUUUAUAGUUAAUCGAGAAAAUAUGUCCUUGUCCGAAGUUAAACGUUCGCUUGAAGGUUUCAUACAGAUUCAUCCCAGUCUAAAGCUAUUGGCCGACCGCAACUGUAUCGCCCGGGCCGACAGUGAUCCGGCAGAUGGUAAAGUAAAGCUGAUUUCCGGUGGAGGAAGCGGCCAUGAACCAGCCCAUAUCGGAUACGUCGGGAAAGGUAUGCUAACUGGUGCCGUCUGUGGAGAUAUCUUUAGCUCUCCUUCGGUCACUGCUAUACUAGAUUGCCUCAAGUUCGUAGCAGGCCCAAGCACUAGUGUAAUUUUUAUUGUAAAAAACUACACCGGAGAUCGGCUGAAUUUCGGAAUAGCUUUGGAAAAGGCUCGCACAAUUUUUGGAUAUCAAGACGUUCGUCUGCUGCUAGUGGGUGAUGAUUGUUCUAUCGAUGAAUGCCAUGUUAGAAAAUCUGUUGGACGACGAGGAUUGGCUGGAGUUGUAUUGGUUCACAAGCUGCUCGGAGCGAUGGCUGAAAUGGGCUGUGACAUUGCAGAAAUAUAUGAGCACGGACAAUUAUUGGUUAAAAGCUGUAAUUUGGCUACAAUUGGUUUUACGUUCCAGUUGAAUGGCACGAAAUUAGAGAACAUCGAAAUUGGUAAAGGUAUUCACGGUGAACCCGGCGUAUAUACUAUGCCAACGGCCAGCGAUUUCAACGACAUUAUUGAUUUCAUUCUUCCGAAGCUGGUUAAAAAUGUAAAACAAGGAUCCGAUGUGCUACUAAUGGUGAAUAAUUUAGGAGGAACUUCAGAAUUUUUAAUGGGAACAUUUGUUAGCGACUUGAUGAGUAAAAUAAGUUCACAUUAUGCCGUUAAAAAAAUAUACGCAGGAACAUUUUUGUCAUCGCUUGACCAAGCUGGAAUCUCAAUAACUGUUCUGAAUCUGAGAUACUCGCCAAUGCUGCAGAAAUUACUAGAUUUCCAAGUAAACGUUCCGUCGGUUCUUUUCGGAAAACAAUUAAUCGAAGGCUUAACAAAAUCAAGUAUUAUGGAAUCUAGUUUACAAGAAACCCCAGUUACACUUAACUCAAGUGAAAUGCUUACAAUAACUAAAAGUUUUGGUGCGAAACUGGCUUCAAAUAUUAUCGCAUACGUUUGUGAAGCACUGAUUUCUUGCACGGACAUGCUAAAUACUAUCGAUAAAGAAGCUGGCGACGGGGACACAGGAACUACCAUUGGCAAGGGAGCUGCAAGUGUUUUGGAACAUCUCAACGACAAGAAACUAGAUUUGAUACAUCCUGCAGUUCUUUUACAGCAGAUCAGCGAUAUCCUUCAACAAAGUAUGGGUGGAUCAUCAGGUGCUUUAUAUAGCUUGUUUUUCCAAGGAGCUUCAACAGCUUUCACCACUAUAAACGAAGGCGACCAAAGCGUUUCCAUGCAACACUGGAGUCAAGCACUUGGCAAAGGAAAUGCUACCAUCGUUAAAUAUGCCCUCACCGAAGUCGGUGACCGUACAAUGUAUGAUCCACUGAAAGCAGGUGAACAACGCUUUACGGAAGCGCUUAGCAAGGACCUGCCUGUGCUUGAUUGUGUCGAAAGCUUUACCAAAGCAUGCGAGGAGACGGCACGGGCCACAAUACGUAUGCAAGCGAAAGCUGGACGUGCCGCAUACGGGACAUCCUCGGACAGUACGUCGGUCUUUGCUUAUCAACAUCCAGAUCCAGGCGCUCACGCCGUAUCAAUUUGGGCCCGAGCUCUGUUCGAAGCCUGCAAACAGGUCAUUGUUUAAUAACUUGCUUAUAAUUCAAGAAACGUAUUAGAAUAGUGGGGUUUAGUUAGUUUAUUCAUUAAUAAAAAG